UCACGGCAGUAGUACGGUGGUAGAGCGUCGAUCUUAACGGUCGUAAGCGAGAAGCGUUGUGUGAACGUGUGUUUUAAAUAAUUAGUGUGUCAAGUGUGAGUGUUUUUGAAUAGUUUUUAAUCGGUAAAAUAAAAAAAAUAAAUUCAUUAACAAUGUAAAUCAUUCUCCUCUUUAGUGACAUUAAUUGUGUAGUCACUCAAAAAAAAUUUAAUUACUGUUAACUAAUCUCUUUGAAAGGUAUAUAUAAAAAAUUGACGAAGAAAAAUAAUACAUCACAUUAUUGGAGCCAGAGAAUGACGAUUUAUGAGUGAAAAUAAAUGAUUUUGGUGUAAGUGAAAGAAAAUAUAUCAAGAGCGGGAAGAAACGUGUUGACAGGAUAAGACUAAGAUUGAUCUAAGAAAAACGUGGAGUUUUAGAGUAUUCUGAUGCUGUACCGGUCGUGCACUUUAUUCCUUUCACGCUCCGCCCAACCAGGAUCGAACCGGUCUUCACGAAGGCCAUAACACACGAGUAACGUAAUCAGGCCGAGAGUAACAUAAACUUGAGGAGAAUCAUAAGAAUCUGCAGACUCUUCCCACGAGCCUAAAAUAAUAAAAGGGCAAAAAUAAAAAGCAGGAAGAGAAAAUUUUUCAUAUCUCUCUCUUGGUGAAGGAUAAGAGUCUUUCAGGCUCUUUUUUAUAGCUUAAAAAAUUAUCCUCAAGAGUCUCUAGAGGCACUCGAUCAUGGAGGACGAAUUGCGGUGUCCAACUUGCAAAGAGCUCUUUAGUGAUCCCGUUCUUUUACCUUGCUGGCAUGCAUUAUGCUUAUCUUGUGCUGUAAAUCUUCAAGCACCACCGGAUUCACCUCCGGAAUCAACAACCGACGGCUCCAAUGCACCAGGAUCUGACCAGGAAGCCGACAAACUCUCCAUUCUCUCAGAAACUGACUCUGGAGUUGUAUGCAGCAGUACUUCAACUUCUUCAAGACCCGGAAGUUAUGUUGGCACACCAGGAAAUGGUGGUUGCUUUCCACCGUCUGGUGGAACCCUUUGUUUAUCAUGCCCUGUUUGCCAUAAAACCGUAUUUUUUGAUGAGGGCGGCGCCCAUAAUUUGCCAAAAUAUCGAGCUAUGCAGAGAAUUGUGGAAAAGUAUCAGGAAGCAAGAAAUGUCAGGCUAUUGUGUCAAAUGUGUGAGGGUGAACCAAGAGAGGCCACAGUCGCUUGCGAACAGUGCGAGGUCCUUUAUUGUGACGGAUGUAGGGAAUCGUGUCACCCCAAAAGGGGCCCACUAGCAGCUCACAAUUUGGGUCCACCACGUGCCAGCUGGCAAUCAAAUACUGGUGGAAAAGGAGCACGUUCUCAAGGGCCCGAUGGAAGUCUAAUUUGUGCUGAUCAUAAUGGAGAAGCUGUCAGCCUUUAUUGUGCUCUAUGUAAGAUUGCUGCUUGCACAUCAUGUCUUCGUGAUCGUCAUGCUGCUCAUCCUCAUGAUGUACUACCACUGGCAGCAGCUUGUAAAGCACAAAAGACUGAACUGUCACAGAAUCUCCAGCAGCUUUCAGAACGUGCUCGUUCCACGACGGAAUUUAUCCAAAGACUCAAAGGGAUGACGGAUAAAGUGCAUGAGGAAUGCGCUGCAUUAGAAGAAGAAGUGGAAGAGAGGGUGGCGAGUUUGGUGAAUAUUCUUCAAGCGAGAAAGUCUCGUUUGAUAGAAGCUGCAAGACAAACAAGAGACGCCAGAGUUAGAUCUCUACGGGAUCAAGUUGGAAGAUGUGCUACUCACUUACAGUCCACAACUGCUUUGCUUACGUUUUGUAUUGAGGCACUCAAGGAAACCGACAGUACUGCUUUCCUACAGAUUGGUGGAAUGUUGUCUAUGAGAGCUGCCAAUGCUGCUGGAUCAUGGGGCGCUGCUGAAGGUGUUCAGGAAAUGGCUCGGUUACCACUUCUUGAUCUCACACUCGAUGACAAACCAGUCAGACGUGCUAUCGAUCAGCUUACCUUCGUUCAGCUGAAACCGCCCGGUGCACCAGUAUUAAUUCCUGAAGAGUGUAGUGCUGAAAAUAACAGCGUGACGGUUGCCUGGCAGCCCCCAGCCGGUCACGGAAUUGGAUGUGGUCAACGUGGUCCAGCUAUCGAAGGUUAUCUACUGGAACUUGACGACGGAUGUGGUGGAGAGUUUAGGGAAGUUUACUGCGGCCGAGAAACCAUCUGCACUGUGGAUGGGCUUCACUUCAAUUCGCUUUAUAAAGCUCGGGUCAGAGCAUUCAACAGCGCUGGCGAAGGCGAAUACUCGGAACUCAUUGGUCUUCAAACAGCUGAAUUGGCGUGGUUUUCAUGGGCAUCCGGUGCACCAGGAAUUCCCCAAGAGGUUUCAAUAUCAGAGGACGCAAUGAGUGCGUCGUGCGAAGGCUACGAGCACCGAGUAGUACUUUCAAGCGUUGGAUUUUCACGAGGAAUUCACUACUGGGAGCUUACUAUUGACCGGUAUCACAGUGAUACUGACCCAGCCUUUGGGAUUGCACGAGCUGAUGUUUCACGCAAUAAAAUGUUGGGCAAAGAUGACAAGGGUUGGAGCAUGUACAUAGACCGUCAAAGAUCUUGGUUUAUGCACGCCGAUGGUCAUGCCCAAAGGACUGAGGGUGGUGUACAACAAGGCUCGACUGUUGGUGUACUCUUGGACCUCGAUACUACCCAUACGCUUCGCUUCUUUGUCAACGACCAGCCUCAGGGUGGUAUUGCGUUCCGCGAUCUGUAUGGUGUCUUCUAUCCAGCAGUGAGUCUCAACCGUGGAGUCACUGUUACUCUUCACACUGCAAUUGAUCCACCUCGACAUCUUCUCGCUCUUCAUGACGAGUAUGUCAGUGAUAUUGUUCAGAGCUAGGGGUACCUAAUAGUCCUGAAAAAGGGUCUAUUAUCGCCCCAGGAAAAUGGGAAUGUCAGCGAAAAUGAACGACAAAAAGACCAUGAUCUGCAGAGUCAAACGUUAGAAAAAAUUGAUGAAGAAGGUCCAACAGAAAUGAAUUAAUAAAUAAUCGAUAAAAGUAAUUAUUGGAGAUAAUUAUUUUAAUAGCAGGAAAGGAAAUAAUGAAGUUUGUUUGUUUUGAUUUCAAUUAUUAAAUUUUAUGUAGUUAACGAUUAAAUAAUAUAA
Chelonus insularis is the source of this 3125-nucleotide messenger RNA. RefSeq names its product E3 ubiquitin-protein ligase Trim9 (gene Trim9). Gene Ontology annotation, cellular component: neuron projection. The record is from RefSeq and is a predicted model, not a curated record. The transcript has 8 exons. Lineage: Eukaryota; Metazoa; Arthropoda; Insecta; Hymenoptera; Braconidae. Gene Ontology annotation, biological process: axon guidance. Gene Ontology annotation, molecular function: zinc ion binding; protein binding. The coding region runs from base 723 to 2858 and encodes 711 amino acids.